This is a messenger RNA of Linnemannia hyalina, 2238 nucleotides long. The record is from the annotation of a GenBank genome assembly. NCBI's taxonomy places the organism in Eukaryota, Fungi, Mortierellomycota, Mortierellomycetes, Mortierellales, Mortierellaceae.
AUGCUGACGACUCAAAUCCAAGUGUUGCUCUAUAUUGGCAAUAUUCAGGUGAUCAGCUGUUCGGUGUUUGUGCCGGUGCCGUCGAUCGUCGUCAAGUCGCACCAGACCCUCGAGGCCAUCCUCCCCUAUCUACCUAACAGUAACAACAACGCUACGACCAUGGCCUCCCUCGAAUACCCUCAACAGACCUCUACCACAGUAACAGCAGCAGCAGCAGUAGGAGGAACUGUCACGGUUAAGUUUGCCUACCCAGUCCCUUCAACCAACUCUUCUACCGCCACCCCCGAACUGGUUCAAGUCACUGGCACCUUCAACGCCUGGCAACGCAGCCAGCCCUUGACUUGCAACCAGGACAAGACUUUCUUCGAGGCCGAUAUUCCCAUCGACCUUGCCAGCUUGUCCCACGAGACAGACAACAAGAAGCAGGAAGAUCCAAACCGUAAAAAGAUCCUGUUCAAGUUUGUCCUUGAUGGUCAGAGCUGGGUCACUGAUCCAGAUCAGGAAGCUGAGCGUGACUAUGCCGGUAACCUCAAUAAUGUCCUCUUCAUCACCAACCCCGUCGCUACUGCCAUCUCUACUACCGUUGAUACAAAGGACGAUGCACCAAAACCACCAGUACCUGCAGUGGCCGCUGCAGAGAACAAGACUGAGACGACUGAGACAGAGGAGGAGAAGGCAGCCAGGCUGAAGCAGGAGGCAGAGGACGACCUGACCAUCCGUCAAUUGGGUGGUGGUAUGUGGGGUGCACCUUACUUUGCCGUCAACGACCCCGCUGACCUUCCUGAGCAUUAUCUUGCUGCUGCCGAAGGCUCUGAGACUAAGGAGGUGGAGGUUACUCUUGCUCCUGCCACUCCUGCUGCUCCCGCCGCUGCCACCCCCUUGACGACGACGAUAAUUGAGAAGGAAAAGGAGGCGGAGGAGACUGUUGCCGAAAAGAUCGAUGCUCCCGCGCCUGCUGCUGUCGAGCCUGUUGUGCAAGUUGCCCAGAUCACCGUCGAGUCAUCUCCCGCUCCUGAACAGCCCAAGGAGGAUGAAGUUGAGGAUGAGGACGACAAGAUCAUCAAGGCUCUUGGUGGCGGUAUGUGGGGCACACCCUUCUUCAAGGUCAACGACCCUACUGCCUUCCCCGAGCAUUUCCAGGAAGCCCUUGGAGCCAAUGCAGCCGCGGCCUCCAUCUCUGCUUCGUCGCCAUCUCCUGCUGUUGAGACCGAGGAGGUUACUGAUAGGGAUGGAGACAACAUCCAUAUUGUCAAGGACGAGAUCACAACCACGGUUGAGGGAGGCAAGUUGAUCGAGACGGUUGUUGAGACAACAGAGGACACAAUCAUUGAGGCCGCAGAUGGUACCUUCUUGGAGGAGAGCAUCACCACCAGCGUCGAGGAUACCAUCUCGGGAGUCAUUGAUGAAGAGGUCACCGAGAUCAUUGAGACCAUCGAAGAGGAGGAGGCUCCUUCUUUCAAUGCUGCUGUUGAGGUCCAGGGUACACAGGUCGUUGUUGAGGAUGAGGGCGCUAUCGAGUUUGUCGAGACCAUUCUGGAGCAAACUGACGACGAUGAUACCAAUAUUAUUCCCAAUGCUGGCACAUUGACUCCCCCAGAGGUGACCAUGACCGAGACCGAGAUGACCACAUCUGUCCAGGGCGAGGAUGGAGUCGAGACCACCAUUGUCGAGGACACUAUGACCUUUUCGGAAGGUCCUGAGGUUGAUGCCGACAGCUUGCAUUCUCUCACCACUGGGGUCAAGCCUGUGACUGAGGGCGAGAGUGUUGUUGUUGAGCAAUCGCCCGAGUUUGUUGUCGCUGCUUCUACGCCAUCAUCGGGAGACGCCAAGCCCUCGGUCGAUGAGUCUAUUGAGCCUUUGUCCCUUCCAUCGCUGUCAUCGACCACCGUCAACACUACGGAUACCGCUGCAACUCCCUCGACUGUUGAGCCAUUAACCCCUAUCCUCGCAAGCAACAACAACAACAAGGACUCGCAGGAUGCUGAGAGCGCCGUCGUGCUGCUCCCCCAAGCAGGCGAUGCUAAGCCCACUGCGGACCUUUCUGUUGCCACCGCCGUCUUGACACCAACGCCAAUUGUGGAAAUCAAGUCCACACUUCCCGAUCAUCUGGUGCCCGGUGCCGAGCCUGCGUCUUUGACGACGACGGUGUCAGCGUCAACAGAGAAGGGCGGUCAGAUUACGGAGAAGAGUGAGAAGCGCAAGUCAUUCUGGAAGAAGGUCAAGAAGGUGCUUUCAUAA